AUGGUGAAGCAAGAUGCGAAGAUGCCUGAGGUGGAGAGACUAGGCAUGGGGGCGAAUGUGCCUGAGACGGAGAGGCUUGGCGCUGGGGCAAAGGUGCUUGAGGCAGAGAUGUUGUAUGUAGGGACGGCCAUGACGCAGAAUCAAGUUGCCAACAGCCUCAUCGAGAAUCUUGAUACCCUCAAGUGUGUUGAUGUCUAUAUUGCUGCCAGGUCCGUUCCCCUCCCCACUAUAAAUAUCACGGCAACGUAUCCUGUGAAACCAACGACCCCGCUGCAUCCCUGCAUCCGCUCGUCGUGGUCGCUUCGAUGGAAAUCCAACGAUGGAGCAGCGUUAAACGAUCUCUCCGUUGUUUCUCCAGCUCGAGCGCACGCCCGAGUCGUGACGCCGUCAGCGUCAAACGGAGCAGCGCCCACAACCGUCCCCGUCACCAGCGCCUUCCUCCCGUUCGCCAAGGACAAGGCCGUGGCGGAGGGCGCCGUCGCCGCGGCGCUGCCGGAGCUCGCCCUCGCGCCAGCGGAGAAAGACGCGGUCACCUCCGCCAUUGAGGUUGACUGGAAGCCGUACCUUGACGCCGGAAGCAACAACGGUGUGCUAGGCUCGCAGAGAGGCGUCCAGAACGGGGUGAAGCCAGCCUCGACCGCGUCGGAAGGGCAGGCUGCGCCGUUCCCGCCGCAGACCAACCGGAAGGCUCAGCGGUGCUGGUCGCGGGAGCUGCAAUGCCCUCCAAAUCCUCAGCGGUGCCCAAGGUACGCAUGCAUCUACUACUCACACACAUGGAAAUCAAGCCUUAAUUACCUAGAAAAAAAUACCAGAUGCAUGCAUUAUUGUGAGCUAAAGACAAAUAAAAACUUGUUUGUUCUUUGCAAAAGUGGCGACCCUGAAGCAGAUCCGUGACCUGAUGAAGGUCAAUGGAUUGACAAAUGAUGAGGUGAAAAGCCAUCUCCAGGAUUUGUUAGUUAAGCACAAAAGGGCUAAAUUAUUAGGGUCCAUUGUCCAGCCAUAACGGGGAAUUGAAGUCUCUGACAUGGAGAGCAAAGUGCCUGAUGUUCUUUGGCUCGAAGUUUCUACUGGCAAGGAUCCCAUGGAUGGUCUCAGUGAUUGUGCGCGCAGAUCUCUGGUGAAGCAAAUGGUUGCAGUAAGGGACAUGUCCAGCAUGUUACUCGAAUUGUUGGCAAUGGAACAAGUUGAAUCAAAUUAGGCCUUGCCAUUGCCAUUGCCUAGUUGUUUGUAAUGGGUAAGAAGAUAAACAAAUUCCUCUUCAAGCCUUGCCAUUGCCAUUGCCUGUUGGGAUUGCUACCAGUGGAGCGUCAAAGUGGUGUGAAAGCUUGAGUGAACCAAUACAGAUUCUGUAAUGCAAUGUAAUUUUGUAAUGCAAUGAGUGGAGAAAAGUUUCAUGUUUGUGAAUAAAAGAUUCUAUAAUGCAAUGUAAUUCUGUAAUGUAAUGUACAGAUUCUAUAUGUAAUGUACAGAUACUAUUCAUAUUUGUGAAUAGAAGA
Molecule: messenger RNA, 1496 nt
Organism: Phragmites australis (common reed)
Lineage: Eukaryota; Viridiplantae; Streptophyta; Magnoliopsida; Poales; Poaceae
Exons: 4
Coding region: 1-894 (297 amino acids)
Source: RefSeq, a predicted model, not a curated record